CCUAAAGCCCUUUUGAUCUUUUUCCCUUUCCCAUAUAUAACUACUUCUCAUAGAUCACGGCGGGAACUACUCAUCAAGUCGUGGAUGUGAGAUGGGCUCUCAACACAACAAUCUACCGGUGAAAGAAUAAUAACUACAUUUUUUACUCCACCUAGUAAUACGUGUGGAUGCAGCGUGGAAGCGAUAUAAGGCAUUGGAGUAGAGUAAAAACAUGGAUAUAAUAUCACACCCUGUAGUCAUCUUAGGAGUGUAACCCACCAGCCUCCUUCCCUUUCCCUUUCCCUCCCCUUCCCAUCAUCCACAUCCAUAUAUGGCGCACAUAUCCCGAUAUAUCAAACGGCCGGACCCUCUACGUUAAAAGUGCCGGACCGUUGGAAAGCUUCCACACUUUCUUCCCGUUUCCUCAUAUCGGAUUGCGUCCGACGAUAUGAGUUGGACUUAUGGUACCCCAGAGGGCACACCAACGGGAGGGCCCGGAAUUACCGCGAUUGCAAUAGCCUUUACUGCGGUUUCGUUUUUCUUAGUAUCUCUAAGGACAUAUGUGAGAGUAUGGAUAGUAAGGGCGUUUGGUAACGAUGAUUGGAUGAUAAUGAUAGCUUGGUUGGGAACAUGUGUUUACUCGAUGUGCACAGUAGUCCAGACCAAAUAUGGUCUAGGUCUCAUAAGUCUCGACGACAUGCCGGAUGAGAACGUAUAUAAUUUUGGACUGGUUCAAUAUAUCGGGGCUCCGUUCUACGUCGUCGGAAUAUGGGGAUUCAAAAUGAGCUUACUGCUAUCGUACCUACGCUUCUUCCAGGGGAGAUAUUAUAAAGCUGCAGUUAUCAUUGCGGUUCUCUGCACCAUGGCGCAUAUAGCAUUUCUCUUCGUAUUCAUAUUCACCUGCACGCCGGUUGAGAAAUCAUGGGAUAGCAGCAUCACGUGGGGCCACUGCGCCAAGGCUGUUCCCUUCUACCUCAGCUUCUCCUCGCUAACGAUCAUUUUUGAUCUCACAGUAUUCGCGCUACCCUUCCCGGUUCUAGUAAAAUCGAAGAUCCCGCUGCGGCGCAAAGUCGCGCUCCUAGUCCUAUUCGCGCUGGGCAUCUUCGUGACCAUCAUCCAGAUCAUCCGGAUCCAGACGAUCACGAACCUGACCAACUACCUCGACUCGGCGCACUCCAUCAUGUGGUCCAUCAUGGAGGCCAACAUCGGCAUCAUCAUCACCUGCAUCCCGCCCCUCGCCCCGCUCGUCAAGUACUUCUCCGAGAAGAGCCGCUCGGGAACGGGGUCCGGGUCCAAGCAGCCCGAGCCGCCGUACGCCCUGCGCACGUGGGGGACCGGGUCGCGCGCGCUGAGGGGCGGCCACGAGGAGGAUAUAAUCGGGGUUACGCAUGGAGGGAGCAUGGAGCGCAUGCUUACUACGGACGCGGGUGUUACGCAUAUGGAUGCGGCGGUAGUGGCGAAACAUCAUAAGAUUCGCGAAGGCGAUACGCAAAUGAGUGAUGAUAGGAUAGAAGAGGAACGGUUUGAGGGGUCACAGAAACCAGUUACCCCGGUAGGGGUAUGAUACCUAAUGGAUGGUGCGGUGGGGUUCGGACACUGGGAAAGGGGAAAGGGGAAAGGGGAAAGGGG
Molecule: messenger RNA, 1608 nt
Organism: Hypoxylon fragiforme
Lineage: Eukaryota; Fungi; Ascomycota; Sordariomycetes; Xylariales; Hypoxylaceae
Exons: 9
Coding region: 428-1543 (371 amino acids)
Source: RefSeq, a predicted model, not a curated record